This is a messenger RNA of Mercenaria mercenaria, 1997 nucleotides long. RefSeq lists its product as uncharacterized. Bases 196 to 1491 code for a protein of 431 amino acids. Lineage: Eukaryota; Metazoa; Mollusca; Bivalvia; Venerida; Veneridae. The transcript has 12 exons. The record is from RefSeq and is a predicted model, not a curated record.
ACUUGAUAGCGGUCUUUCAACAAUUUAUACAAAUAAUAUUAUACCAGACAACUGCUAUUGAACAAAAUAGGUCAGACAAAAUAAGUAUUAAAAUACUUGAAAUAGGAAGUAGAUUUGUUAGGGCUUAACAUUUACAUGUUUGGAUAUUCAAUUCAGGGGUUCUUUGUGAUACAAUACGAACUUCACUGGAUAUAAAUGGCGGACCAAGAAGAAGUUGUCUACGACGACACACUCACGGAAGAUGAUACAAAAGAUGACCAACACCGGCGUGAACAGUCAAGUGACACAGGAAGUAAACCAGCCGGAAGUACUGAAGUUGUUGAGACAAUGCCCCGAACAAAACCACCACCAGUUGCACCAAAACCAAAGCACAUUCAGGAGACCUUGGACAGAAAAGGUUGUUCAGCGAUUAAUGCCGAUUCACAGAUGUUGUCGACACCAGGAUGGUAUUAUUUUGACGGGAAAAAUUUAUCCAUACAAAGACCGGAAGCUGUCUAUACACCGGGCAGUGAUUACUGUCACGUGUUGAUGGCCAAGAACGCUGAUGACGAUAGCGAUAAUAGCGAUUCUUCCUUGGAGUCUGACAGCAGCGGCAGUGAAAACGCAAACGAGGACGUGCAGGUGCGUUCAAAACUGUCGGGUCUGAAGACACUAAAUAUCAACAUCCGCCUCAAUGUAGCUGAUCUUGUACAGACAUCAGCUUCUUCAAGACGUCACAGGCACAAGAGAACACGUCACAAAACAGUUCGUCGUGUUCCGCCAACAAACUACGAGAUAGUAAAUAUCAACAAUGAAUCCACUGAUACUGGUAAGGAACCGGUAGAAAACUCUAUGAAAAGCAUUGGAGUAGAAACAGAUGUUUUUGAACUUCCACCAAGGAGACCUCCGAAAACGUAUCGCACAGAAGUCAAUGAAUCUGACGCCGGUCAGUCUAGUAAGAAUGAUUCCACGGUUGAGGAGGAGAAUUAUGAAUUCAUGGCGUCUGUUGAACCAGCAGCUGCUAAUAAAAAUAGAAACGUUAAAAGACACAGUUCAGAACCAGCUCUCAGUUCGGCGCAUGCGCACAGUUCAGAGGAGAUAUACGGUUACAAAGAGGAUUACUAUUCGCAAAUUUCGGGACUCAACGCACCAGAUAGUGACGUAUACUCUUCCGACACUCAGAUAAAGACUGAAGUGAAAGAUCUGUCAGGGACUCAAGAAUGGUUUUAUACUUACAAAGAACGUCAUAAAGCAGAAACUAACCUUUCUAAGGAUGAAAAGGCGGACGGAAGCUUUGCCGUGAUUUCCGAAAAUAUUGAAGAAAAUCAUCAUUUUCCCUUCACUCUAUUACUCAAACACAGAGGAAAAAUUACACGAACGCCUAUAAAGAGAAUCACAGAUUUUAGGAGAAAGAAAUACGAGUUGUUUAAUACAAAAAAGGAUACAAUUCUUAAACUAGUGGAACAUUUUAGACUCAAGCCCUUGCCGCAUUUCAAGUUAACUUUAAGAUGAAAUUGUAUAGCUGCCACAUAGUGCCAAAAUUGUACAGUUCUAUACGUCUACGUAGAGGUCUGGCAAGCUCAUUCGGAAAUUUAUCGCUAUAGUUCUAGAGAAGUCUAGUCCGUUUUGAAGAAAAAAAAAACGAAGAAAAACUUGAAAAUUAAAGAAACUUGAAGAAGUUGCAUUUUGCUUGCUAUAGUAUCUGGAUAAAGCUAUAGAUAUACAGCCAAUAGUCUUAUUUCAAACCGAUAUUUAUCACUGCCAUGUGCAUGUUUAUUUAUUUUUGCGUUAUAAACACAGGGGAAAUAGUUCAUCAUUCUCAGAGAAAAGCUCAAGGGAAAUGGAUAUUAUAAAGCUUAAAGUUAUAGUUCUUUGACAUGUGUAAGAAUACCUGCGUGUGGAUUUGGUGUUUAAAGGAAGAAAGAAAAGCUAUGUCAUGUUAUUGUGAAAACACAUGUCUUUAACAGACCUAUUUAUUGUACGCUUGUAAAAAUAUAGAAAUAUAGACUUAUAUUAAA